AAGCGUAAAAGUGGAGGUGCUGAGUGGGAGGAGAAAGCUUCAAGUCAGAGCUUCCAAAAGUCCGAGUGCUGAGUGGUCCAGGAAAGGAAUCUGGUAUUUGUAUGUUUUCCUAUUUCCAAGAAAACGUGCUGCCCUUGUCGUUUCAGGCUUCCUCCCCAGCAUACAGCGGCUCCAACAUCUAUUCCCCGGAUUCAUCGACCAACUCUGGUCCCAUCAUCUCGGACGUGACGGAGCUGGCCCAGUCCAGCCCUUCAGCAUCUCCCAGCGGCAGCCUGGAUGAGAGGAGCAGCCCUGUGGUCCGCAUCAAAGAGGAGCCCCCCAGCCCCUCCCGCAGCCCCAAGGUAGAGGAGGCCAGCCCAGGGAACCCCCCCGCUGUCGAAACCCCUCUGUCUCCCUCCACCUUCAUCGACUCCAUCCUGCAGGAGAACGAGCCCAGCACCACGACCGCCGCGGCCGGCAACAGCACCGCGCAGCCUCAGCCCCAGGAAAAGUGCCUCAGCGUUGCCUGCCUCGACAAGUGAGUGCCUCCAUUCGGGUUCUGAGGUGCUCGGGGAGCUGCAGUCACUGGUGUAAAGGUGGAUGUUCUGUAGGGUAAUAGAAUCAGGAAAUAGGUGGGGUUGGAAGGGACCUUGAUGAUGGUAGAGCCAUGAGGUGGUUGGGUUGGAAGGGAACUUGAAGAUUGCAGAGUCAUGAGGUGAUUGUGUUGGAAGGACCUUGAUGAUGGUGGAGCCAAGAGAUGGUUGGGUUGGAAGGGAACUUGAAGAUGGUGGAGCCAUGAGAUGGUUGGGUUGGAAGGGAACUUGAAGAUGGUGGAGCCGUGAGGUGGUUGGGUUGGAAGGGACCUUGAAGAUGGUGGAGCCAAGAGAUGAUUGGGUUGGAAGGGACCUUGAAGAUUGCAGAGUCAUGAGGUGGUUGUGUUGGAAGGACCUUGAUGAUGGUGGAGCCAUGAGAUGGUUGGGUUGGAAGGGACAUUGAAGAUGGUGGAGCCAUGAGGUGGUUGGAUUGGAAGGGAACUUGAAGAUGGUGGAACCAUGAGGUGGUUGGGUUGGAAGGGAACUUGAAGAUGGUGGAGCCAUGAGGUGGUUGGGUUGGAAGGGACCUUGAAGAUGGUGGAGCCAAGAGAUGUUUGGGUUGGAAGGGACCUUGAAGAUGGUGGAGCCAAGAGAUGGUUGGGUUGGAAGGGACCUUAAAUGUCAUCAAAGAAGGGGUUGGAUUGGCUGGUCCUGAAAGAUCAUAGAGCUGAGGAAUAGUUGGGUUGGAAGGGUCCUUAAAGAUCAUUGCUGCAUGGCUGGUUUGGAAGUGUCCUUAAAGAUCACAGAACCUCGGCAUGGCUGGGUUGGACGGGUCCUUAAAGGUCAUAGAGCCAGUGAAUGGUUGGGUUGGAAGGGUCCUGGCAGAUCAUGUAAUAAUGGAAUAGUUGGGUUGGAAGGGUCCUUGCAGAUCAUAUAAUAAUGGAAUAUUGAGUUAGAAGGGUCCUUAAAGGUCAUAGAGCCAGUGAAUGUUUGGGUUGGAAGGGUCCUUGCAGAUCAUGUAAUAAUGGAAUAGUUGGGUUGGAAGGGUCCUUGCAGAUCAUAUAAGAAUGGAAUAGUUGGGUUGGAAGGGUCCUUAAAGAUCAUCGUGGCAUGGCUGGGUUGGACGAGUCCUUAAAGAUCACAGAGCCAGUGAAUGGUUGGGUUGGACAGGUCCUGAAAGAUCAUAGAGUCACUGAAUGGUUGGGUUGGAAGGGUCCU
Meleagris gallopavo (turkey) is the source of this 1730-nucleotide messenger RNA. The record is from RefSeq and is a predicted model, not a curated record. NCBI's taxonomy places the organism in Eukaryota, Metazoa, Chordata, Aves, Galliformes, Phasianidae.